Serpula lacrymans var. lacrymans S7.9 is the source of this 955-nucleotide messenger RNA. RefSeq lists its product as uncharacterized. The record is from RefSeq and is a predicted model, not a curated record. NCBI's taxonomy places the organism in Eukaryota, Fungi, Basidiomycota, Agaricomycetes, Boletales, Serpulaceae. Gene Ontology annotation, biological process: retrograde vesicle-mediated transport, Golgi to endoplasmic reticulum; protein retention in ER lumen. Bases 96 to 692 code for a protein of 198 amino acids. Gene Ontology annotation, cellular component: Golgi membrane. The transcript has 7 exons.
GGCGACAGAACUAAAAAAACAACUGCGCGUUGACGAACUCACGUGCCUUUUUCUUUUUUCCACUGACGACCUCGUUGUUGCCCACGUCGCCCACGAUGAUGUCCUCCGACGACCAGCCUUCUUCUUCUCCUCUUGCCUCUGCGCAAGCGAUGGUAUCGAAAGCACAACGACAAUAUCAGCAGACGCUUGACAGAUGGACACCACACGUCCUACACCGCUGGCUUGCUACCGCGGGUCUGCUUGGUCUCUUCAUGCUUCGAAUCGUCUUCGCCCAAGGAUGGUACAUUGUAUGCUAUGGCCUGGCAAUUUACCUUCUCAACCUUCUCCUCGCUUUCCUUCAACCGAAAUUCGACCCUUCCCUUCAAGAGGAUCUCAUAGCAGAUGAGAUUGAAGAGGGUGGCCCAGAAGACACUGCGAAUGUACUUCCCCAGCAGCGUGAUGAUGAAUUCAGGCCAUUCGUAAGGCGACUACCUGAAUGGCAGUUCUGGUUGAGCGCUACUCGGGCAACACUCAUUUCGUUGUUAUGCACCUCGUCGGAAGUAUUUGAUGUCCCUGUCUACUGGCCAAUACUUGUAGUAUAUUUCUGCGUUCUCUUUGCUCUGACUAUGCGGAGGCAGAUUCAGCACAUGAUCAAAUACAAGUACAUUCCCUUCGACAUUGGUCGUAAGGCGCGAUAUGGCGGGAACAAGUAGACUUGUACAUGACUUUUCUAUAGAUUAGCAGGAUGCAGAAAGAGGGUGGAUUCUAUCUUCACCAUCUACACUGUAUUCGAGUGGAUGGUGGUACGUUACGGUACAGAUUUAAACUGAAUGAUAAUACCCCGCAGGGUUCUUUGAUACCAAGCUUGACUCACCCCUUUUAUCGCUCAGUUCUUCAGAUGUAAGCACGUAGUUUACCUCGACGGCAUUGCAUGAACAUUGUCAAGCGGCUUGUUUACGCAAAAAUUUCUUGAUGC